Molecule: messenger RNA, 225 nt
Organism: Blepharisma stoltei
Lineage: Eukaryota; Ciliophora; Heterotrichea; Heterotrichida; Blepharismidae
Source: the annotation of a GenBank genome assembly
AUGUCUAUUACCUUAGCGGAAAUCACGAAUCAAGGCAAAUUGCAAGUCAUUUCAACUUCAGAAGUGAUGUCUGCACAAGUUAGAUAUUGAAAGCUUUGAAGAUUUUCAAUGGCUUGCACAGUUAAAAUUUUAGCUCUCCAUGGAAGAUUAUCACCUGAUCUUGUAAAGUCCCAGAUUUAUCAAAAUUCAAUAGUUUGCAGAGCCAACCGACAGGAUUAUUUUUAA